UCCACUGCGAGCGCCUGAAGACUCAACGCCUCGCACCAACUUCUAGGUUUUUGCCGAGAUUUCCCCCCCUUCUCGAACGCGCAUGUUUCGUGAUUAUUUUGACGAAACGCUCCGCGAUUUGUCUGCAUUCGCCAUUGGAUAAACAACACAUUGUUCGCUGGUUGAGUUGGCGUAUGAUCGCAUUCAAGCAUCGCUUUUAUUCCGCAGGAUAUUCAUGUUUUUAAAGAUACAAAGGACGCGGUGGAUCCACUGGCGGAGAUCAGAACUCGCUCGCUGGAGGAGGACGCGGGUGGGAUUGAAACCCCGGCCGAACACGAACAUUUCUUUCCGCGCUGUCAGUAAAUGAAGUGGCCUGUCGGAUUUGUUAUAUUAGCUGGAUUUCAAAAAGCCAUCCCGUUUCAGAGUGGAAAAUUAGGACAGGGCGACCUGCAGCCCUCACAAAGGGGUUCCACGCAGCCGAGCGCACGGCGUUCUUUUCUUGGGGCGCAAAACCGGCACAUGUUUGCGUGUAGAUAGAGAGGACAUUUGUGAGAUUUUGUUUGGUUAAAGAUAUGGACAUGGAUAUUUUGCAUUUCGAUUGGCAUAGAAAGUUAUAAGUGAUUUUUAAAACUGCACUUUUCCCACACUAUCACUUCACUGAUACAGUAGUAGAUAGUUUUUCUCCAUAUAAUUCAACCGUGUUCGUCUGAAGUUAAAAGCAUUUUCUCUCAUGACUUGGUGGCUCCUCUCUGUCCUGUGACGACUCCCGCCGUGCGAUUGCUCGUUCCUGAUGGGUGCAAGACCCAGCUGACGAUUCUUGAACCUUUGCACUGUUUGCCCAUCUUUGUAAACAUUCCCCAGCGAAGCACCCGUGAUACCGCGAUGGAGCUCUUCUCCAGGAAUGUGGCCGCGCUCUGGAUGAUCCUGCUGGAGUUCCUGCUCGAAACAGCGGCGGAUGAAGAAGUCCUGAUGAAUACGAAGAUGGAGACAUCAGAUCUGAAGUGGACGACAAACUCUCGCUCUAAACCUGAGUGGGAGGAGAUCAGUGGUCUAGAUGAGGAGAACAACAGCGUGAGGACCUAUCAGAUCUGCCAAGCCGACGGCUCGUCCAGUCACUGGCUGCGCAGUAAGCUCAUCGAGCGCCAAGAGGCAUCGCAGGUGUACGUGGAGCUGCUCUUCACCAUGAUCGAAUGCUCAUCGCGGAUCACGCACCACCGAUCCUGCAAAGAGACCUUCAACCUUUACUACUACCAGAGCGACACGGAUGACGCGACUGCAACCCACCCCGCGUGGAUGGAGAACCCCUAUACCAAGGUGGACACGGUGGCCGCGGACUUCCUGCUGCGCAAAGGUGGAGAGAAGAAGUUUAAUGUCAAAACGCUGCGUUUGGGCCCUUUGACCAAACGUGGAUUCUACUUGGCGUUCCAGGCCCAGGGCGCCUGCAUGGCACUUCUAUCUGUGCGCGUCUUCUUAAAGAAGUGUCCGGCUCUCACGUGCUCGCUAUCCGUCUUCCCGGAGACAGUUCCGCGCUCGCUGGUCCAGGAGGCGGUGGGCCAGUGUGUGGCCAACGCAGAGCAGCCUGGACCCAAUCCCAGAUCGCCCAAGAUGUUCUGCGGGGAAGAUGGACAGUGGGUGGACCAGCCCACCACCACCUGCACUUGCCUGCCGGGCUUCGAGGCCAGCCAUGGAGAACUGGAGUGUAGAGGUCCGCCCUCGUCCCCGCGCAGCCCUGUUCCCCAGGUCAAUGACACCUCUCUCACGCUGGAAUGGAGCGAACCGUUAGACAGCGGGGGCCGAUCGGACCUCACCUACAGUGUGGAGUGUCGAAUGUGCCCGGCCCCCAGGGGCCCCUGCGCCCCUUGCGGGGAUGGUGUGAAUUACCGGCCGUCCCAGACUGGGAUCCAGGGCCGGCGCGCGAGCAUCUGGGGUCUCCGACCUCACACCACCUACAGCUUUACCGUGAUGGCCCUCAACGGGGUCUCUCCUCUGAGUCAGCAGGGGCCCGCGGGGGAGACCAUCAACAUCACCACCAGCCCCAACGUUCCUGUACUGGUGUCGGGUUUGAGGAAGAUCACAGCCACAGAAUCCAGCCUGACGCUGCACUGGAACACACCGACCCAAUCACACUACAGGAUCCUCCAGUACCAGCUACGCUACUGUGAGAAGGAGCGCGGCUCUGAGGAGAACGCCUGUCAUUAUAUGGAGAGCAAUAUCAACGAGGUGGUGUUGAGUGAUCUGCGCAGGGCGACGCAGUAUGAGGUUCAGGUCCGCGCUCGCACCUUGGCCGGCUACGGCAGCUUCAGUCAGGCUGUCGUCUUUCGGACCCUUCCUGACGAAGAUGAUUCCUCGUCUCCGCUGCUUGUUACCGGGAUCCUUAUAGCCAUGGGCAUGCUGCUCCUCAUCAUCGUCAUUGCUGCUGCGAUCUACUGUAUAAGGAAGCAAAGUCAUUUCAAAGAUGCAGAAACGAGUGACAAAAAUGGCCAGUAUCUCAUGGGUCACGGAGUGAAAGUUUACAUCGAUCCAUUCACUUACGAAGACCCUAAUGAGGCCGUGAGAGAGUUUGCUAAGGAGAUUGAUGUCUCGUGUGUCAAAAUCGAGGAGGUUAUCGGGGCAGGCGAGUUUGGAGAAGUGUGUCGUGGACGGCUGAGGAUUCCGGGUAAGAAGGAGAACUACGUUGCCAUUAAGACUCUUAAGGGUGGAUACACAGACAAGCAAAGGCGGGACUUUCUGUCCGAGGCCUCAAUCAUGGGCCAGUUCCAGCACCCCAACAUCAUCCACAUGGAAGGCAUAAUAACAGCCAGCUGCCCCGUCAUGAUCCUCACCGAGUUCAUGGAGAACGGAGCUCUGGACUCCUUCCUGAGACUCAACGACGGCCAGUUCACUCCGAUACAGUUAGUCGGGAUGCUGCGCGGCAUCGCGUCGGGAAUGAAAUAUCUCUCGGAAAUGAGCUACGUGCAUCGUGAUCUUGCCGCACGGAACAUUCUUGUCAACAGUAACCUGGUCUGCAAGGUGUCCGACUUCGGUCUGUCGAGAUUCCUGCAGGAGAAUUCAUCUGAUCCUACCUACACCAGCUCACUGGGCGGAAAAAUUCCGAUUCGUUGGACGGCACCCGAGGCCAUUGCUUUCCGUAAAUUCACCUCCGCGUCAGAUGUGUGGAGUUACGGCAUCGUCAUGUGGGAAGUGAUGUCGUUCGGAGAGCGGCCGUACUGGGACAUGAGCAACCAGGAUGUGAUUAAUGCCAUUGAGCAGGAUUACCGGCUGCCGCCGCCUCCCGACUGUCCCACUCACCUGCACCAGCUGAUGUUGGACUGCUGGCAGAAGGAGCGGACGGCACGGCCACGCUUUUCCAACAUCGUCUCAGCACUCGACAAGCUCAUUCGCAAUCCUGCCUCGCUUAAAAUCACCGCGCAGGAGGGGGCAGGACCCUCUCACCCGCUGUUAGACCAGCGCUCGCCGCUGACGCCCGCGUCCUGUGGGACAGUGGCUGAUUGGCUCAGGGCCAUUAAGAUGGAGCGUUACGAGGAGAGCUUUCUGCAGGCCGGUUACACAUCCAUGCAGCUGCUCGCACACAUCACCACAGAGGAUCUGCUGCGUUUGGGAAUAACUCUGGCUGGUCAUCAGAAGAAGAUUCUGUCCAGCAUCGAGGCUCUCGGGAUUCAAAACCAAACUCCAGGGAAUGUGCUUUACUGAGUGAAGCGUCCACACACACACACACAGAUGCUUGCUGAGUUUGCCUGAGAACCUUCAUGUAAC
This is a messenger RNA of Sinocyclocheilus grahami, 3732 nucleotides long. Its product is annotated as ephrin type-B receptor 4. The coding region runs from base 862 to 3669 and encodes 935 amino acids. The record is from RefSeq and is a predicted model, not a curated record. The transcript has 16 exons. Gene Ontology annotation, cellular component: dendrite; plasma membrane. NCBI's taxonomy places the organism in Eukaryota, Metazoa, Chordata, Actinopteri, Cypriniformes, Cyprinidae. Gene Ontology annotation, biological process: protein phosphorylation; ephrin receptor signaling pathway; axon guidance. Gene Ontology annotation, molecular function: protein binding; ATP binding; transmembrane-ephrin receptor activity.